Postia placenta MAD-698-R-SB12 is the source of this 2316-nucleotide messenger RNA. RefSeq lists its product as hypothetical. The record is from RefSeq and is a predicted model, not a curated record. The transcript has 2 exons. Bases 1 to 2316 code for a protein of 771 amino acids. NCBI's taxonomy places the organism in Eukaryota, Fungi, Basidiomycota, Agaricomycetes, Polyporales, Adustoporiaceae. Gene Ontology annotation, molecular function: protein binding.
AUGUGGCGGAACGUUGGCCGCUUCAGCUGGACAAGGGCACAUAUCAACGCUGUUGAUGACCGUGCACACCUAGCAAACAGUGUGCUACUUCACCGAGUUUACAGCCUCACAAAACUUUGCUGCAAGAAGCACAACGAACCCAUAUACGGAAUUGUACAGAAAUUCAACCUCAUCCGCUCAUUGGCCAUCCAUGAUCGCGUCUUACGCAAAGUGGGGUUGUCCACACGCGACGUCUCGUUGUGGAGGCCUGUCACCCAUACGAUAUCCUGGAGGAGGGCAGCCAGACGUUUGGAGCAGAGGGGCAUCAUUCUUCCUGUGCCAGAUCUCACCAAGUUUCCUGGAGAGACACCCGUGGCGGAGCGACCUCAACCACCAACUUGGCUGGUACUCUACCUAAUGUGCUAUCACGCCAGACUGCCUGAAGACGCUCACGGUGUGCUGGCGCUAGCGUACUACCACUUCUCCGCCGCGCCUCCCCAUCUCCGACCGCUCCUGAUGGCCCUGGCAGCGGGCUGGCUGGCCAGAUACAGGCAAUUCGUUCACCUCGAUCGCCUUGUUAAAGGAUUCCUCGACUGGUCCUUACGCGCGCAGGUGCAGGAUUUCGACUUCGCAGUGUGGCUUCAGCUCCUAGCGUAUGUAUCAUCAUCGAAGACCACAAGCGUAACGGUAAUCAUAAUGCUGCGCGCCAUGCAGUCGCGUGGUGUCAGUCUCGGCGAGAAGACGUACGACGCUCUGCUCAAGAGUCCAUUCGCUACUCCUAAUCUGGCAAUGUAUGUAUUCUCACACAUGCAGUCGUGCAAGUAUCAGCCGACCGCGCUUUACGUUCACUCUGAAGCUCGCCCCCGGCUGAUGCAUGGGUCUAUCGGUACGUGGAGCCCCUAUCUCCGCAGUGUCACACCCAAGGCAGAGCGGUCGUCCGCAGCAGGUGACACGCGCGAUGGAGACGAUGUGGCAACUCAAGAGCAUGCAGUUGCCGCCCCCGUGCAUUCAGAGGCAGAGGUUUCGGAACGCACCACUCCCGCUCUGGUUCUCUUUUCUGACAGCGUCAAUACUCGCAGCGUUAUCAAAUGGAGAAGUCUCAUGCGCAUAGCAGCCUCCGACAAGUAUGUUUCAUCCUUGCAAAUCCUUCGCGUGCUGCAGCGAGCACAAGUGGACCGCCCUAUCUUGUCUUCCGACAUGACAAUUCGGCUAUCCGCUAUAGAAGGUCUCCUCCGUCGUAACGAUUUCGCUAACGCACUUACUGUCUGGGACGAGGUUCGACAGCGUCCCUCGAUGUGGUCGAAGUGGACCAUUAGCGUCGGUGUUGAGACGCUUACCAUGUCCGGUCACCCAAAUCAAGCUCUUGCUCUCCUUGAAGAUGUCAAGUCCUUACGUGAUCCUCAUGAAGGUUCCCCAACAUUGAUCGACACGGAGGCGAUCAAUGUCUUCAUGACGGCCCUGAAACGCACGCGCCAUCUGGACAUGGUUUUUGCGUUAUGGGACUACAUGCAACCUCUGUUUGGAGUCACUCCCGAUCGCCACACGUUGACGUCGCUACUCAAGACGGCUCGCUUGGCCACUCGGCUUCAGCCUUCGAUGAGGGGUGCCCUUACAGAGCUGGGCCUUGGGCGACUCCUCAAACGGCCUGCGGCAGACAUGCUCCCCGUGGCCGAGCAGGAGCAGCAGGCGUUUCAUAUAAUGCACGAGAUGCUGGCCCGUCAUGAAAGCAGCACUGGGCUAUGGCAAGGAGAGCGCGCUGGAAUUGUUGCCCUCCGCCACACGAGGCGCAUCCUCCUGAGCAUCUGGCCCGAACUGCAGCACGUCGAGCCCCCUCCCGUCACAGCCCUGCGCCCAACCGGUGACUUCCAAGCCUCUUACCCCAUUGCCGAGCUGUUCCGCAAUGUCAUGGGGCGUCCUGUUGCCACUUCGAACGCAGACGAUGCGGGCGCGCGGACAGCGCCGUCGCCGGCUAUGUCUCCCUACUCCCAAAUCAUCCCAAGCGAUGGGCUUUUCCGUGCAUACAUCGACCUCCUCGCGACCGAAUCGCAGGUGCCCCAGAUCCCUCUUGUGCUGGCGUGGAUGCGCUACCUGAACAUUCGCGCAUCACAGCACACCCUAGCCAUUGCGCUGGUGUACUGGGCCGAGGUCAGCAUGGAUGCGCCAUUCAUGGAGCAGUGGAAGGGCGGAAGGAGCCAGUACGUGAAGCUGAUCCAGUGGAUGCAAGAGUGGGUAGGCCCCUGGCGCAUGCCCACUGAUGAGCAUAUCGGCAUGCAUAUUCAACGGCUCAAGCGCUUCAGGGAACUGUCUAUAUCCAGACCCCAGUACGGGCGUCCGUAA